AUGGAAUCCGAUGGAGAAGGCGAGGAAUCUGAUUCUGAUAAGGAGACCGAGAUUGUCAAAACUGUUCCACAUCAAGAGGGUAAGAAUUACUACCAGAAUUUAAAAAUUAAUUUUAAGAUGGAGAUUCAUGUUUAUGAUAGGAGUGUCAAUAUGGAGAAGCUCGAUGAUUGGAUCGAGCGUAUCAAGAUGUAUUUCACUUUUUAUGGAUAUUCAUCCAAGGAGAAGAUUGUGUUCGUGACUUUAAAGCUUUCAAGCUUAAAAAAAAGCUUCACUUCCCAGGAUUGGAAGCCUCAAGCUUAUCAAGCUGUUGUUGAUGAGUUAAAAUCCAAAUUGGGUUUGUCUAUCACGGUGGAUCACGUAAGGAAUAGGGUAAAACUUUGGAAGAGACACUAUGCCAUCAUCACUGAAAUAAGGACAAAAACCAAGUUCAGAUGGGACGAUGAUAAGAAAAUGGUGGUAAUUACUAUUGAGGACUUGGUAGAUUGGACCAAGUAUUGUGAGGUAAAUUCAGAUGCCAAGGCAUAUCAAAACAAAGCUAUUGAGAACCGAGAUGACAUAUGUGUGUUAGUGGGCACCGAUAGAGCAACUGGCGAGGGUGCAGAACAAAUUGAUGAUUCUAUUGCAGCUAUGGAUAUGGAAGGUGCGAAUGAAGGGGAGAGCUCUAGCAGAGAGGUUUCAAAAUCUUCAACUUCUAAAUCCAAUAAGAAGCUCAAGGGAGACCCUUUAGCAAAUGCAGUAAGUGAUGUUGGUGAGAUGCUAAAGGAGUAUCUAGUGAGUACGAACCCACCAAAAGCUGAUUGCGAAGAGAUUUAUGCCGAGGUAUCUAAAGUGAGGGGUAUUCCUCCACAUCAAUUUUUAAGGGCGGUUAAGAGAUUCAUUGAUGGUUCUGCACAUGAUUUUCGAAUGUUGAAGUUACUUCCAGACUAUCAAAAGUUAGAUUGGAUUAUGCUAUGUCUUGAAAACUCAGACUAAGGUGAUUUAAGACCUCACAAAACAGGACUUCUUGAACUGGGGAGAGAAAGCUACAAUAAGAAAU
Messenger RNA from Asparagus officinalis (garden asparagus), 1036 nucleotides. RefSeq lists its product as uncharacterized. Bases 1 to 972 code for a protein of 323 amino acids. The transcript has 4 exons. The record is from RefSeq and is a predicted model, not a curated record. NCBI's taxonomy places the organism in Eukaryota, Viridiplantae, Streptophyta, Magnoliopsida, Asparagales, Asparagaceae.